This is a messenger RNA of Triplophysa rosa, 2753 nucleotides long. It is a transcript of the gene dgat1a, whose product is annotated as diacylglycerol O-acyltransferase 1a. NCBI's taxonomy places the organism in Eukaryota, Metazoa, Chordata, Actinopteri, Cypriniformes, Nemacheilidae. Gene Ontology annotation, molecular function: diacylglycerol O-acyltransferase activity. Gene Ontology annotation, cellular component: endoplasmic reticulum membrane. The transcript is spliced from 17 exons. The coding region runs from base 171 to 1664 and encodes 497 amino acids. Gene Ontology annotation, biological process: triglyceride biosynthetic process. The record is from RefSeq and is a predicted model, not a curated record.
UGCCAGGAUGCAUUCAUCGAUCCCACAACUAUCAUUGCGCAACGUGUGCGCAGCUCGGCUGGCUUUAUGUUGCCCUCGUAUUGGAUUCGAUGCGUUGAUGUGAUACAUCGGUGAAACGGGGACGACAUGAGAGUAACGAUGUGUCGGUCGUCUUUAGUAUAAAAGCGAAAAUGGGCGACAGAAGCGAGAGAGGCCCGGUGAAGCGCGGACGCAGAACCACGAUCUCCGGAGAAGCGGCGGGGACUCGAGCGGAGCGCGGCGGCGCAGCGGAGACGCGCAACCGGCAGGCGCAGGAGGAGAAGAGGCGCGAGUCACCAGCGAGAAAACACAAACACGACAAUCAUGCCAGUACAGACAGACUCCGCUGUCACACUCUUCAGGAGUCUCUGCUGAGCUCUGACAGCGGUUACAGUAACUACAGAGGAAUCCUCAACUGGUGUGUGGUCAUGCUGGUUUUGACCAAUGCACGUCUCUUCCUGGAGAACCUUAUAAAGUAUGGCAUACUGGUGGACCCCAUCCAGGUGAUCUCACUCUUCCUGAAGGACCCCUACAGCUGGCCUGCUCUGUGCCUGAUCAUCGUUUCUAUCGUGUUUAUAAUGGCAGCUCUGUACACUGAGAGGCGGCUGUCUGUGGGCACCAUCUCGGAGAGCACCGGAACAUUCCUUCACUGCAUCAAUCUCACCGUCAUUUUAUGUUUCCCAGCAGCCACCGUUCUCACCCUGACCUCUGUGACCCCAGUGGGAGGCGUCUUGGCAUUGAGUGUCUACACCAUUCUCUUUCUGAAGCUGUACUCUUACAGGGACGUCAACAAAUGGUGCAGAGAGACGAGACAGGCCAAAGCUCGAACGCUGUCUCGCUCACACUCCUGCCCGUCUGUGCACAGAGCCAAUGGAAACACUGGACACACGCGCGUGUCGUACCCGGGUAACCUGACACACAGAGAUAUGUUUUAUUUUCUUUUUGCUCCGACUCUCUGCUACGAGCUGAACUUCCCGCGCUCUCCGCGGAUACGAAAACGCUUUUUACUGCGUCGGCUGUUUGAGAUGCUGUUUUUGAUCCAGUUAAUGGUUGGGCUGAUACAGCAGUGGAUGGUUCCGACCAUUCAAAACUCCAUGAAACCCUUUCAGAACAUGGAUUUCUCCAGAAUGGUGGAGCGUCUGCUGAAACUCGCUGUACCCAAUCAUUUGAUCUGGCUCAUCUUCUUCUAUUGGUUUUUUCACUCCUGUAUGAACUUCGUGGCUGAGCUUCUUCAGUUUGGAGACCGAGAGUUUUACAGAGACUGGUGGAACUCUGAAACUGUCCCUUAUUUUUGGUCAAACUGGAACAUUCCUGUACACAAGUGGUGUUUACGACACUUUUAUAAGCCCAUGAUGAUGAGAGGAGUGAAUAAGUUAGCAGCUCAGAUCGCCGUCUUCUUCCUCUCAGCAUUUUUCCACGAGUAUUUGGUGAGCGUGCCAUUGAAGAUGUUUCGGCUGUGGGCGUUUUUGGGAAUGAUGUCACAGAUUCCGUUGGCUUAUUUUGUGGGCCGGUUCUUGCGGGGAAACUAUGGCAACGCCGCCGUCUGGAUGUCUCUGAUCAUCGGUCAGCCCGUUGCAAUCCUGAUGUACGUCCACGACUAUUACGUCCUGAAUUCUGCGGGCGCGUCACAGAGCGACACAGUAUGAUGUUUUCUUCAAUAACUGAGAUGUUGAAUAUAUUUUUACUAGGAUGAACUUUUUAAGGGACAUAAAAGACCAAUUCUCUGCGAUGACGUAUGAAGCAAAGCGAGCAGGCUUGUGUUUUAUCAUGUGCACACUGCCGAGCCAAAGCAACAUGACAUCAUGUCUUCUCACUGCUGUUUGAGCCAAUGAAGUGAUGGAGUUUUUACAUGCCCUUUUAUUUACUCCAUGUGUUCAAACCUGUAAGUGUUGCACUUUAUUCGUAAAUGCAUGAAGUUUGUCAGUCUUUUUAACAAGGUUCAUUUCAAGAAUGUAAUUGUCUUUAUGUUGAUUUGAAUGCUUGUUGUCUAUUAUAAUUUGCAGAGGUAGAAAUCUCAUUAUUGUAUGUGACCUUGUUUAAGCCAAAUGAUAUUUUUGUGCCAUUUUAAUUGCCUGUAAUAUAUGGUUUAUGAUGCUCAUUUGAUGUAUUGGAUCAUAUAGGCUCGGUUUCAUAGACAAGGCCUUAGUUAAAUUAGGAUAUUUAAGUCGCUUUCAUUAAAAUGCCUUUGAUAAAAACAUUACUGGUGUGCAUCUCGAGACAAAACAAUGGCAGUUACAUAUUUAAAGAUAUGUCAGAGCAAUUUAUUUUCAGUUAAAACGGCUCAAACGUUCAGUUAAGUCUGGGACUAGUCUUAAGCCUUGUCUAUGAAACCGGGCAAAAGAAUGUCAUACCAAGUGUCAGCCUUAUUGAUUUUUUUGUCAGCAACAUUUUAUAUAUCAUCUAAUAAUCGAGAUAAUGCAGUUUAAAAUUAUGAGCCGAUUUCUGAUGUGCCAAACUGUUCACAAGUGUUUGCUUUUGUGAUUCAUGGGAUCAAAACGGUUUCAGAAUGGUUUUCCCCAUUAUCGCAGCUUACAGCUGUAUUUUCUUUGCCGAUCGUGUGUAAGUAUAUGAAAAAGGUUUUGAUGGAGACUCAUGAGAUGAACACAACGUACUGUAUGUGCUGUCAGAAACAUUGUUUUAAACUAAAUGUGAAUUGAGUUCAACUAAUAAUGGAAUGAUAUUUUGAUUCCAUUGCACUUCAUGCAUUUGUUUUUAAAGAGAUGUUGUGUUCUUUG